Molecule: messenger RNA, 997 nt
Organism: Aquila chrysaetos chrysaetos
Lineage: Eukaryota; Metazoa; Chordata; Aves; Accipitriformes; Accipitridae
Gene: ISCU
Product: iron-sulfur cluster assembly enzyme
Exons: 5
Coding region: 51-536 (161 amino acids)
Biological process (GO): intracellular iron ion homeostasis; iron-sulfur cluster assembly
Cellular component (GO): cytoplasm; mitochondrial matrix
Molecular function (GO): ferrous iron binding; 2 iron, 2 sulfur cluster binding
Source: RefSeq, a predicted model, not a curated record
GAGGCUAAAAAAAGAGCGGUGCAGCCCCGCCCACUCCCGCCAGGCUCAAGAUGGCGGCGCUGAGGGCGGCGGGGGCGGCUUUGCUGCGGCCCGGGCGGGGGGAGGCGGCCGUCAGGUUGGGUUACCACAAGAAGGUGGUGGAUCACUACGAAAACCCGCGCAACGUCGGUUCCCUCGACCGCAACGCCAAGAACGUGGGUACCGGCCUGGUGGGCGCCCCGGCCUGCGGCGACGUCAUGAAGCUGCAGGUGGAAGUGGAUGAGAACGGGAGGAUUGUUGAUGCCCGUUUCAAAACCUUCGGCUGCGGAUCAGCAAUCGCAUCAAGUUCGCUGGCGACGGAGUGGGUCAAAGGGAAAACGGUUGACGAAGCGUUGAAAAUCAAGAACACUGAUAUCGCUAAAGAACUCUGCCUUCCUCCAGUCAAACUGCACUGCUCUAUGCUGGCUGAAGACGCAAUCAAGGCUGCCUUGGCUGAUUACAAGUUGAAGCAGGAUCCAAACAAAGAAGAGUCAGAGAAGAAAGCAAACAAUGCCUAAAGUGACUGUAAAGCUUGUUCUCAUUCCACUUAAACUUGCAGUGCAAUUAUUCUAGCUAUUAGUAGGAUCCUGCACACUACUAAAUGAAGCUGUAAGAUACGCACAACUUGCGCACAACAUGUCACUGUUCAUGUGUGUACAGCCACUCUUGUAGUGCUUACAUGACUGGGAUGUGGGUAUUUCGGCAGCCUGUGUCCUGUCAUGACUGUGUUUGAAAUGUUUGAGUGAAGAAGACUGCUUAACUGCAGAGAACUCGGUGACUUCUCUCUGGGGAGAAAAUCCUGCUGUUCGGUCCUGGAAGGGCUGCACUUUUUUUGGAAGAUGUAUAGUUUUGCCUAAUAUUUUACAGAAUUUAGUGGGAAACAUUGCCUUGGUCUUAAUGUUUAUGUAGGAACUGCAGAUCAGUCUGUGUAACGAUGCAGUAUACAAAUGUGGGGCAGCACAUCUGCCCGCAAACUUCA